Molecule: messenger RNA, 267 nt
Organism: Anthostomella pinea
Lineage: Eukaryota; Fungi; Ascomycota; Sordariomycetes; Xylariales; Xylariaceae
Source: the annotation of a GenBank genome assembly
AUGUCCCGCUGCGUGCUGCAGAUUGUUACAGAUAGCAGGCACUUCUCUCUCUCUCAGUCAUCUGCCGUUUACCACUGGAGGUCUCAAUACUCCCGGUCCUCCAACCAGCGACCGUUCAUCGGGUCUCGAGAUCCCAACGGCUCCAAACUGCAGCCACGUCUCACGUUUGACAAUACGGUCUUGAAGACCAGCGAUGAUUUUAUUGCCGUUCUUCUUCAACUCAAGAUCGCCGGUGGACAGCCUCUCGCUCUUAUUCUCGGCCUCUAA